CCAUGUCGCUGAUGCCAUCGUUAUGUUUGCUCAGAGGUUUAAUAGUAAAUACUUAAACACGAGAACCCUGCAACUGUACUAUCGAACGCUGUUUUUGGGUUAAAACAAUCAUGCUUGUCUUGGUUCGGUGCAGCACAGCAGUAUUAUUUCCGGAACGGUGCCUGACAGGUUACUCCGCGAACACAAAAACACACUGUCACAAGGAGCCGGUUUUUUUUUAGUAAAACAUCAACCUAAUUAGUUUUCAAGUCAUUUAAGAACAGUAGCUUGGUUCAGGAGGGUAACGACACGGUGUGCAGCGCCCAGAAAAGCCGUCUACUAACCUAAAGAUGAAGUCCACAGGCAACGCUGAGCCAGAAGGAACCAGCAAACCCUCAGGCAACGCCAGGACCCUUGCUUUGACUGUCUGCUCUGCUGCCAUCGGAGGCACCUUCCAGUAUGGCUACAACAUCUCCAUUAUCAAUGCUCCAACCCUGUUCAUCCAGAGAUUCCUUAAUGACACUCAUAUGGAGCGCUGGGGAACAGCUCUGGACACCCACCAGGUAACCCUGCUCUGGACUAUUAUCGUAUCGGCCUUCUCCCUGGGAGGCUUGCUGGGGGCCUUGUUAGCGGGGCCGAUGGCUGUCCACGUUGGGAGGAAGAACUCGCUGCUGCUGAACAAUUCCUUCCUAUUUGUCAGUGCAUUGCUCGUGUUAACAAGUAGGCUGGCGAAAUCGUUCGAGAUGAUCAUGCUCGCCCGUCUUCUGGUGGGCAUCAAUUCCGGUGUAAGCAUGAACAUCCAGCCUAUGUACUUUGGAGAGAGCGCCCCCAAGCACCUCCGAGGCGCUGUGGCUUUUUCGUCUGCCGUUUUCACAGCGUUUGGAAUUUUCAUGGGUCAGGUGGUUGGACUUACUGAGCUGCUGGGCACAGAGCCUCUUUGGCCUUACUUAUUAGCUAGCAAUGCUCUGCCAGGAUUGAUCCAGCUGCUUACCCUGCCGUGGUUCCCCGAAAGUCCCAGAUACCUACUCAUCGACCGGGGCGACAGGGAAGCGUGUGUCCGAGCGCUCGGGAGACUACGCGGAGGGGAGGCCCCCGCCCUGGAGAUGGAGGAGAUGCUUCAGGAGCAGCAGCAACAGCAAACAGCAGCCAUGAAUUCUGGGUCUACAUCAUCUGCCAAGACACCCUGGGCCCUGUUUAAGGACCCUGCUGUUCGAUCCCAGCUCAGAACAGUCAUGUUUGCCAGCAGUGCCAUGAUGCUCUGUGGCAACGACUCUAUCUACUUUUAUGCUUCUUACAUUUUUCACGAGGCUGGAAUUCCUCCUGGAAAAAUCCAGUAUGCCUCUAUCGGCACAGGGGCGUCUGAGCUAACUGCUUCUAUACUGAGCAACCUCCUGAUUGAACGUGUCGGCCGCAGGUCCCUUCUAGUAGGUGGUUACUCCCUUAUGUCUUGUUGGAGUGUGGUCUUUACUUUAGCUCUCAUCUUCCAGAGCCGCGGAGUGGCAGGUCUGUCCUACCUCAGCAUGGCAUGCGUGUUCGCCUACAUUCUUAGCUUUGGCUUGGGCCCUGCAGGGGUGACGGGGAUCCUACCAGCUGAGAUCUUUGACCAAGCAGCUCGGCCAGCGGCGUACAUGGUUGCCGGCUCCCUUAUGUGGAUUAACCUGUUCUUGGUGGGAAUGUUGUUCCCGUUCAUUGUCAAGGGUCUGGGGAACUUCUGCUUCCUUCCUUUUUUGGCUGUGUGUGUGGUGUCCGCUGUGUUUUUGGGGCUCACCUUACCAGAAACUAAGGGCAAGACCAUGGCUGAGAUCACUGCAGAGUUUGAUAGGAAAAAUGGAAAGGACAGGAUGAACAAGCAGGUGGGGGAGCCCAUUAGGGAUCAGUAUCAGUUGGGAACCGCUUCUCUACCCACACAAGACACAAGAUCCCAACCUUGACCUUGCUGAAUUAGGUGGAUCGUUCAAGUUGAAUAGUUAAUACUUGAUGAUCUCUGUGUAAUGAUUAAUCGUUCUGUUUAGUUCUGGUUAUGACCUAGGAGAAAGGUGAAAGAUGCAUUAUUUAAAUACAGCUUUUUCAACCAGAGAAGGCUUCCUAAUGAUGCGCACCAAAGAGAUGCAUCAUGACAGUAGCAAUGUACGCAGAAUGUAAAAAAUGUCUGCAAUUACUGCAUCUUUAUGAUUUAUGAAUAUAUAAGUCCACCGAUCCCCACAGGGAGCAAUUAUACCCAAGAUGCAAUUCAACACAAUGCCAAACAAACCUUGUGUAGACUGCUAGUUUUUGUUGAUGUGGGAUCUAGGAUGCUGCUUAGCUUUGGAUUGUUAAACCAAGACAAAGCAGGUGUGUUGAACAAUAAUGUGUGGUUGUAAUAUCAAGGAGGAAAGCGGAUAAUAAUAUAAAUCUCAUUUGUAGCCUCAUAAUCCAUAUUGAUGCCAAUUUAAACACAGAAGGUUUUUGCAAUAACAGAACAGUGGUUACAGUCGAGUGGGUGAUUGUUUGAACUGCAUAAAUUAAGGGAUUACUCAUCCUAAGUCAACACUGCACUGGGUAGAUAGCACUGUUUGUUUAUACUAUAUUCUUAUUAUUGCCUAUCUAGCUCAGUGAUCUACACUCAGGCUUAGUCUUGAAGUGAGUGAUCAGGUUUAGUAUUUGUGACCUUUUUAUUUUUCAGAUGUCAGAUGCAUUUUUUAACCAAAGCAUGUUUAUUUAUUCGAAUCUCAACCAGUUUGAUUCAAUGUAACUACCUCUUGGGUAAUUAUUUUAGGCUCAUGUACUAGGUUUUAAGAAUGCAGCUACCCGGCCACUAGAUGGGGCCAUUGUCACUCAUUGUUUGUGUGAUCCUACACAAAGUUGAGUGAAAUACAUAGAAAUGAAACGCACUUAAGCAAAUAUGUCACUUUGCCAUUUUAAUGGUGUUCAGCUUUGCUUGGACUGCGUUGGCUGUCACAGCAGGAUGUUCUCCUUCUUAGCAUUUAUCACACAUUAUUUAUGAGAAGACCUUUUAUUUUUUCUACCUUUUUAGGAUGUUUUUAAUCAGAAAUUAAAAAUGUAAAUUCUUGUUGUUUUCAUGCUGGAUUAUAAAACUACUGGAGCAUGUUACAGGUGCCAUGUACCACUACUGCUACAACUGUUACUGCAUGCAGAGCAUGAUAGUCCUUUUUAUUAUACUGGAUGUAGAUCUGAUUGCACUGUGUAAAGCUCAGGCUGAAAUGAUUACUUCACCUAUUUAUUGUGUGCAAAAACUACAACAUGUACAAAUAAUAAAUGAAGGUGUUGACCCACACAAA
Messenger RNA from Betta splendens (Siamese fighting fish), 3257 nucleotides. Its product is annotated as solute carrier family 2, facilitated glucose transporter member 11-like. The coding region runs from base 330 to 1910 and encodes 526 amino acids. The transcript has 2 exons. NCBI's taxonomy places the organism in Eukaryota, Metazoa, Chordata, Actinopteri, Anabantiformes, Osphronemidae. Gene Ontology annotation, cellular component: membrane. The record is from RefSeq and is a predicted model, not a curated record. Gene Ontology annotation, molecular function: hexose transmembrane transporter activity. Gene Ontology annotation, biological process: monosaccharide transmembrane transport.